Dufourea novaeangliae is the source of this 1497-nucleotide messenger RNA. RefSeq names its product probable cytochrome P450 6a14. The record is from RefSeq and is a predicted model, not a curated record. The transcript has 5 exons. Gene Ontology annotation, molecular function: iron ion binding; monooxygenase activity; heme binding. Lineage: Eukaryota; Metazoa; Arthropoda; Insecta; Hymenoptera; Halictidae. The coding region runs from base 1 to 1497 and encodes 498 amino acids.
AUGGCAAAUUAUCUCGUUAUAUUAGGCGGCGUGUUGGCAAUACUAUGCUUACUUUACUACUAUCUUACUUCAAAUUUCAACUUCUGGAAAGAUCGUGGUAUACCUGGACCAAGACCUGUACCCUUAUUUGGCAACAUUCGACUACUGGCACUCAGGAAAUUAAGCAUGGCGGAUUUCAUAAGAAACAUGUACGACCAAUAUAAACAUGAGCCAGUUUUUGGUAUUUUCUCAGGCAGUUCACCCGUGCUGGUUGUUAACGAUUUGGAGAUGAUUAAAGAUAUCCUCAUCAGGGACUUCUCACUUUUCGUUGAUCGAGGACUAUCCACGUAUCCGAAGGUGGAACCACUGACCGAACAUCUAUUCAAUAUAGACCCGGAAAGAUGGCGGCCAUUGAGGAUAAAAUCCUCGCCAAUAUUCACAUCUGGCAAACUCAAAGAAAUGUUUCCCCUCGUGGUAGAAUGCGGGCAGCACUUGGAAGACUAUUUGGAGAAAGUUGUAUCGAAGGGUGAGCCUGUCGAUUGUCGUGAAAUAGCUGCAAAAUUCACCACUGACGUAAUCGGUAGCUGCGCCUUUGGAAUUAGCAUGAAGGCACUUUCCGACGAGGACAGCGAUUUUCGUAGGAUGGGUAAAGAGCUCUUCGUCGCUGAUACUAAAGAGAUUAUGAGAAUCUUCUGCAGACAAUUUUUUCCUGGUGUGUACAAAGUAGCGGGUCGCAUACUUCAGAAACAUCAUGUUGGGAACUUCUUUACUAAUAUGGUUAUGAGCACGCUUAAAUACAGAGAACAGAAUAAUAUCUUUAGGCCUGACUUCAUUAACGUGCUUCUGGAACUUCAGAGAAACCCGCAUAACCUGGAAAAUAUUGAGCUGACGGAAGGGUUACUUACAUCGCAGGCGUUUGGCUUCUUCAUAGCUGGUUUCGAAACUUCCUCGUCAACGAUGAGUCAUUCACUCUACGAACUAGCAUUAAACACUGAUAUGCAGGAUAAGCUACGAAACGAAAUCAGGGAGAACUUUGCGCAACAUGGUGAUACAUUAACAUACGAACAGGUGAAACAGAUGAAGUACUUGGAUUUAGUGUUCCGAGAAACUCUGAGGAAAUACCCAGUACUGCCAAUUUUGAUGAGAAAAGGCAGUACGGAUUAUACUUUUAAAGGAACAAAUAUUACUGUCCCAAAGGGUACGCUUAUAUGGAUACCAGUGCGAGGAAUUCAUUACAAUUCUCAUAUUUAUCCGAAACCUGAAGUAUUUGAUACUGAAAGGUUCACCGAAGAAGCUAUUUCAGCCAGACAUCCUAUGAGUUACAUACCGUUCGGUGAUGGACCAAGAAAUUGUAUUGGAACCCGUUUCGCAUUUUACCAAAGCAGAGUGGGACUUAUCUCUAUUCUUCGUAAGUACAGAGUCGAUGUCUGUGAAAAAACAACUGCGUACGAGCCUGACAUUCGGACAUUCCUGUUCUCACCUAAAAAUAUAAUAUUAAAACUGACGAAAAUAGAAUAA